AUGCUGCUUAGAAAUCCCAUUUCCAACACCAAGAGGUUCUUCCAGAAAACCCUCGGGAACUUGAAGAAUUUCUUCUCUGCAGGAAGCUACGAAAAGCUCCCAAAAUCUCCUCCUGUCUACAACAACCCCUUUCAAUAUGCUACUGCUGUUGACCUCAACAAUCUCCACACCACAAGUUACAAAGACUUGGACAAGCUGUACACUGACUUCACAGACCAAUGGGAUUCCGAAAUUGAAAAGAUGAGGAGAUCAAACAAGAAGAAAGUUAUCUCCACACCCACCAAAUUACAAGACCACCAUCAAGAAGUUCAGAGCCCAACAAGCUUCACCAAGCUCAAUGCUUAUCAUGCAAGUCCUCCUCCUGCAAAGAUCAAUAAAAAUUAUGAGAAAUAUGAUCUUAAAAACAGGACGGUGAUCAAGAACAGAGACGAAAAGACGAAAACUGUUACAAAGGAAUCGAGGGAGCUUCGAGAGGGUUGCUUGGUGGCACAGAAGAUAAAGGAGAUGGAGAUGCUUGACAUGAGCAAUGUGGAUCAUGUUUUGGACAUAGAAGAGGUUCUUCAUUAUUAUUCUAGGCUCACUUGCCCUGCCUAUUUAGAAAUUGUGGACAAGUUUUUCAUGGACGUGUAUGCUGAGUUUUUUGGUCCAGCAGCACCAGCAGCAGCCACACCAGCACGCAGCAUCAAGUCAAGGCUGAGGCCAAGGUCUCUGAUGAUGUCCUAA
Messenger RNA from Prunus armeniaca (apricot), 723 nucleotides. NCBI's taxonomy places the organism in Eukaryota, Viridiplantae, Streptophyta, Magnoliopsida, Rosales, Rosaceae. The record is from the annotation of a GenBank genome assembly.